Bombus impatiens (common eastern bumble bee) is the source of this 2847-nucleotide messenger RNA. RefSeq names its product semaphorin-1A-like. Bases 492 to 2609 code for a protein of 705 amino acids. Gene Ontology annotation, biological process: negative regulation of axon extension involved in axon guidance; neural crest cell migration; axon guidance. Lineage: Eukaryota; Metazoa; Arthropoda; Insecta; Hymenoptera; Apidae. The record is from RefSeq and is a predicted model, not a curated record. The transcript has 16 exons. Gene Ontology annotation, molecular function: semaphorin receptor binding; chemorepellent activity.
UCGGUAGUGGCGGCAGUUGCGUCUCGAGCAGCGCGCGUAUUGUUUCGUUCCGUCCUAUUCGUGUACCCUCUCGUGAUAGCUACCGAAGCUUUUACGUGCCGAUCAAAUUCGUUUCUUUUUUUUUUCGUUUUGUGCUGCGUCUCCCGCCCACACGGCAUCGCCAGGGAAUUUAUAAUUACGUGGGACGUCCUAUUAAAAAGGACAGUGAGUUCGGUGAUGUUUUUUCAGUGUUAUUUUUCUGUGUUUAACGUUCGUUUAUGGUAGGGAAAUAGUUUCAUCUCGCGUAGGUUUUACCACGAAGAUUUUUCACUAAACACCCAUUGGGAUUUUUUGUGAGUUACUUCUACGCGCCGAGGGUUGUCCCAUACUGGCAGAAUACACUUUGUACCGAUCCAGACAAUAUUUCUGGAAUGACGAUCGGAGCGGCGAUGACGAGGAUUGAAAGUUACCGUUGACUCAUAGGAUACCCUGCAGGGCCACUCGCUACCAAAAUGAGCACAUCCCUGCGAAUUUUGGCACUGAUCAGCUUAGUUGCGCAGAACGUGGCUUGGCCGCAAGAUCCUGUUCCUAGGCUGCAUGUCAAACAUCGCGAGGUGAUUGGCCAGCGGUUCCUAGGAAACGAGAGCCACGUGGAGCACUUCAAGCUCCUAGAGCGCGCGACCACUUCUAUCCUGAUUGGCGCCAGGAACGCCAUUUACAACAUAAGCCUGCACGACCUAACGGAGAUCGUCGAUCAGAGGUUGCAGUGGUCCAGCAGCGGGGCACAUCGUGAACUUUGUUAUCUGAAGGGACGUAGCGAGGACCAGUGUCAGAAUUAUGUACGAGUAUUCGGCAGACAAGGGCCUGAUCGAUUUCUUGUUUGUGGAACGAACGCAUACAAGCCGCUCUGCAGGCAAUUCACCAUCAAGGAUGGAGCGUACGCGCAGGAAAGCGAUAUGGAUGGGCUGGGACUGUGCCCUUACGAUCCACGGCACAACAGCACUGCGGUGUUCGUCGAGGGGCAGCUGUACGCAGCGACAGUGGCCGACUUCUCCGGUGGCGAGCCGCUGAUUCACAGGGAGAAGAUCCGCACCGAACGUUCCGAUCUCAACCAGCUGAACGGACCGAACUUUGUCAGCUCGUUUGCGUACGAAGAUUACGUCUUCUUCUUUUACCGAGAAACAGCCGUCGAGUACAUGAAUUGUGGCAAGGCAGUGUACUCGCGGGUCGGUAGAGUGUGCCAGCACGACAAGGGCGGACCUCAUGCGUUCAGCGACAGAUGGACGAGCUUCCUGAAAGCGAGGCUCAACUGUUCCGUGCCCGGCGAAUACCCUUUCUAUUUCAAUGAAAUACAGUCAACGAGCGACGUCACGGAAGGAGUUUACGCCGGCGAGCGUGCCCGUUUGGUUUAUGGGGUGUUCACAACCCCUGUGAAUUCGAUCGGCGGUUCGGCCGUUUGCGCUUUCUCCAUGAAGAACGUCCUCGAAGUCUUCCAGGGUGCGUUCAAGGAACAAGAAACCAUAAACAGCAACUGGUUGCGAGUACUUCCGGAAAAGGUGCCCGAGCCUAGACCCGGUGCAUGCGUAAACGACUCCAGGACACUUCCAGACGUGACCGUAAAUUUCGUCAAAGCGCACCCCCUCAUGGACGAUGCGGUCCAAUCCUUCUUUUCAUUACCUGUGAUAACUAAAGUCAGCUUCAAUUACAGAUUUACCAAAGUCGCCGUGGAUCCUCAAGUGAAGGCGUUGGAUGGCAAAGCCUACGAUAUCCUGUACGUCGGAACAGACGACGGCCGAGUUCUCAAAGCGCUCAAUACUCGAGCGCCGGAUUCUCUGAACAACGUUAGCCAGGUCAUCGUCAGCGAUGUUCAAGUACUCAAGUACGGACAAGCGAUCAAGGAUCUGUUGGUGGUCCACCUGGCCGGCGAGGCGAGCAAGUUGGUCGUGUUUGCUGACUCCGAAAUUCGUGCGGUACCACUGCAUCAUUGCGACGCGGCAGCGGCGGUCACCUGCGCGUCUUGCGUUGCACUUCAGGAUCCACAUUGUGCUUGGGACGCUACGAAGAAUCUGUGUGUGGCCGUGUCGACUAAGCUGCACGACAGCGAUGCUGACAAAACCCUCUUCCAGGACAUUAUGAACGGCAGACACAAGGGCUGCGGCUACGAGCAAGAGAUGGUGAAGCCCGUGCAACCAGCGAUUCUGCCCGAAAACGGGCGAGGCGAGCAGCCCGAUGAACGGGACAAUGAAAUCGUCAUCGAGCUGGAUCGAGAAAAUCAGUACGGUCGUACGCAGCCACGAGCUAACGAGCCUCAAGACGUGAUCGCAACACCGGUGGUGUACUCCGCUCAGACUCUGACCGGUGCCCUGAUAGGAACCUGCUUCUUCUCGCUGGUAGCCGGAUUCGCUUCCGGUUUCUGGUUCUCUCAGAGGCUACGCAGUGCCCCUUACCCGGAACCGUCGGAGCAACGACAACAACUGAACCGAUUGACGGAAAGUUCGGAAUCUCCGGGUUUCAACAACAAGUCGAUCAACUUGGUGCUGAAUGUACCACCCAAGAAUCCAAAUGGCAAGAACGCCAACUCGUCGGCGGAGAACAAGCCGGUGCAGAAAGUGAAGAAGACGUACAUAUGAUAUAGAAGACGACACAGGGCCGUCUGAGGCUUGCCGCAGGACCCCACGGGUUCCGGCUCUUCUUCUUCCUCCUCUUCCUCCGAUCUCGCGGAAUCAGACGAUCGCAACGACGACGACGACGACGACGACGACAACGACGACGACGACAACGACGAUCAUCUGGAUAACGUCGACGAGGAGAAUCGGUUGGCACGUGUCACCGCCGGUUCCCUGCUUGAUCAUCUGGCCAGACGUGACG